AUGACGGACACAAAGCGACGUCUAUACACACAGGUGAGAGAGAUCCUGGCAGACGUGCAACAGAAGUGGCAAUCCGCCAACAACAGCACUGUCCUCCCGGUGCUGGUCGGGUUCCACGUCCGUCGAACUGACUACGCAAGCCACGCCAGUUGGGCCUUCGGAAGCAAACUGCCCGGGACCACGUACUUCACGCGGGCCCUCAACUACUACAGGAAGAAGUUCUCCAAUAAGGUGGCCUUCGUGGCGGCUUCGGACGACAUGGCCUUCGUCAGGAGGAGCCUCGGUAUGCACUCGGAUGUGUAUUUCUCCUCAGGUAAGGAUGGAAUGGCUAUGCUGGGAAUAUUAAGGGGUUUUACCCAUGUAUACAGGUAAUUCCAGUGAAAGAAAUAUUGGCGCGGUAUAAGACGGGUGUAAAAUGCAUGCUUGGAAACGCGUACUGCCAUUCAUAGAAAAGUACAGAUAUACCCAUAGACACAUGUAUAAUAUGCAUACACACACACG
Molecule: messenger RNA, 501 nt
Organism: Penaeus vannamei (Pacific white shrimp)
Lineage: Eukaryota; Metazoa; Arthropoda; Malacostraca; Decapoda; Penaeidae
Source: RefSeq, a predicted model, not a curated record